AUGGCAGCACCGGUCGUACCCACCAGCCAGCCCCGGCGUCGUCUCCGGGAUGUCCUUCCGGACCUGCAUCUCGGCUUUCACAAGCCCGGCCCCAAGAACGCCAUCACGGACGUGGAGGGUGUCCUGACCCACACCCACACCAUCCACGACAAGGAUGGCACCGUCAACACCGGAGUGACCACCAUCCUCCCCCGCAAGGACUGGUUCCACGAUGCCUGCUAUGCCGGCAUAUUCCGCUUCAACGGCUCGGGCGAGAUGACCGGAAGUCAUUGGAUUGAAGAGACCGGUCUGCUCUCAUCUCCCAUCAUCUUGACUAACUCCUUCUCCGUCGGGGAGGCGUACCGCGGGAUCUACGACUAUGCCAUCAAGAACUACAAGGACGCCGAGGGCGGCGUCGACUGGUUCCUCUUGCCCGUCGUGGCCGAGACGUUCGACGGUUGGCUAAACGAUCUCACGCAGUUCGCCGUCAAGCCGGAGCAUAUCGUCCACGGAAUUACGAAUGCCACGAGCGACUUGAUUCCCGAGGGCAACACGGGCGGCGGCACAGGCAUGAUCUGCCACGGACACAAGGGCGGCACUGGCACAGCCAGCCGUGUAGUCGCCGGACUCGGCUCCGCCGGUGCGGAUGGGCAGCAUCCCUCGAAGCAAUACACCAUCGGCGCGCUGGUGCAGUCCAACUACGGCCGGUUGAAGAACCUGCGCAUCAGUGGUGCUCCCAUUGGACGCAUCCUUUUUGAAGAGCUGGAGAAGGCCAACGCCGAUGAGGCCGCAAAAGCUGCAGCCGCCGAGGCGGACAAGGCCAAGGAUCAGAAGGACGGUAGUAUCAUUGUCAUCCUUGCUACAGACGCUCCUCUGCACCCGACUCAGCUGCAGCGGAUUGCAAAGAGGGCCACCGUAGGCCUGUCAAGAGUUGGCAGCUAUGGCCAUAACCCCUCGGGUGAUCUGUUCCUGGCAUUCUCAACGGCGAACAAGAUCCCGGUGCAGACAGUUACGGCCGAGGCUAGACAGGUCGACCCGUUUGUGGCCCGGCCGCUGACAGUCGAGGUUACAGACGACCAGACGAUCAACGCUCUGUUUGAGGCUGCCGCAGACGCAACAGAGGAGGCUAUCUACAAUGCGCUAUGUAUGGCAGAGACAAUGGUUGGGCAUAGAGGCCACAAGAUUGAGGCAUUGGAUUUGGAAAAGCUGAAAACCAUCAUGGCAAAGUACGCUUGA
This is a messenger RNA of Phaeoacremonium minimum UCRPA7, 1215 nucleotides long. Its product is annotated as putative peptidase family t4 protein. Bases 1 to 1215 code for a protein of 404 amino acids. The record is from RefSeq and is a predicted model, not a curated record. Gene Ontology annotation, molecular function: aminopeptidase activity. Lineage: Eukaryota; Fungi; Ascomycota; Sordariomycetes; Togniniales; Togniniaceae. The transcript has a single exon.